GUCUUGCGACUUGGGUUUGGAAUAAUUUUUGUCGUUAGCUCUCGAAUAAAGGACAUGAUACGUUAUGAGGACGUGGAAAAAGUACAAAGACUCCAAUGGUGGUCAAUAAAUGACAUUACAAAUGAUGUAUCAACCGUGACUGAUGCAAUAAUCGCUAGAACCGGUGAUAAACCUGUUCUCGUUGGACAUUCACUUGGAGGAGGAAUUGUUCAAAAUAAUCUAAAACAUAAUCAACAGAAAGUGGCGGGUGAACAGGCGCCUUCAAACACACUCGUAAAAUACUUUCAAAUAUGCCAAUUUUUGCUAUCCUUAAAGCGCUCUUUACCAUUAAAACAGUAUGUAUUAGUUGGAACUCCAGAAUUAAUGAAAAGGUUUUCCUUUUCUAAAGCAUUUCCUGAUUCUAUGGCUAUAGAUAUUCAUCCAAAGCUCGAUAAG
This is a messenger RNA of Funneliformis caledonium, 435 nucleotides long. Lineage: Eukaryota; Fungi; Glomeromycota; Glomeromycetes; Glomerales; Glomeraceae. The record is from the annotation of a GenBank genome assembly.